Molecule: messenger RNA, 855 nt
Organism: Drosophila hydei
Lineage: Eukaryota; Metazoa; Arthropoda; Insecta; Diptera; Drosophilidae
Gene: mRpL24
Product: probable 39S ribosomal protein L24, mitochondrial
Exons: 3
Coding region: 97-840 (247 amino acids)
Biological process (GO): translation
Cellular component (GO): mitochondrion; ribosome
Molecular function (GO): structural constituent of ribosome; RNA binding
Source: RefSeq, a predicted model, not a curated record
GUCGCUGUGAAUGGCAAGACUUAAACAGCUGUUUCCAGCCGCAUUGUAUAGUUAUUUUUCGUGAAUAAAUUUCAAUUAAAAAUAAAAGCAUAUAAAAUGCGUAUCACACAAUAUCUAACUAGCAAAUUAAAAAACUUUUCAAAUUUGCCAAAGGAAUAUAUUGAACGCAGCAAAAAACAGGUUUAUUGGAAAACACCAACCGAGAGAGGCUAUCUGCCAAGUACCGUUGAGCGCAAACGUUAUCGCUAUACAACAAAUCGCUCAUGGACAGGCCAGUUCCGACAACAGAAUAUGCCGGGUACCAUGCGACGAAAAGUAUUUGUGGAGCCAGUUGAGGAUUGGAGCUUCUUCCGUGGCGAUCGCAUUGAAGUGUUAGUCGGCAAGGAUAAGGGUAAACAGGGUAUAGUCACUCAGGUAAUACCCGAACGCAAUUGGGUUAUUGUGGAAGGUAUCAACUGGCAUUAUAGGCGCGUGGGCGCUGAAAAUGAAUUCCCCGGCAUUAUAAUAAAGUCCGAGGCGCCGCUACACGUCACCAAGGAUAUACGCCUUGUGGAUCCAUCCGACCUGCAGGGCACCGAGUUCGAGUGGCGCUUCACGGAAGAGGGCGAAAAGGUGCGUGUAUCUACGCGUUCGGGCCGCAUCAUACCUAUUCCAGAAACGAAUAAUCAAACGCACGACUACAAAACACCCAAUGCUUACAUUGAGCGUGAAAAGGAUACACCAGCUGCCGUUGUUGGCGAGAUUACCUUCCAGCCAAAGUUGUCUACCUUUGAAAUGGACAUAAUGGAGGAAAUGGGUAUAAAGGAGGAACGCACGCCGGCCAAGAGCUAUUGGUAUUAGGCAAUUGUUUACUUC